Rhinolophus ferrumequinum (greater horseshoe bat) is the source of this 4192-nucleotide messenger RNA. It is a transcript of the gene MAGEL2, whose product is annotated as MAGE family member L2. The record is from RefSeq and is a predicted model, not a curated record. Lineage: Eukaryota; Metazoa; Chordata; Mammalia; Chiroptera; Rhinolophidae. The coding region runs from base 143 to 3757 and encodes 1204 amino acids. The transcript has a single exon. Gene Ontology annotation, cellular component: nucleus. Gene Ontology annotation, biological process: negative regulation of transcription by RNA polymerase II.
CAGGGCACUCACUUCCUAUUCACCAGUCAGCAGGGAGGGAUCGCCUGGUCUGAUCAGCCACGUAGGCAUUCUCUUCUCUCUGGAGGAAAAGGCCCCGCAGCUGUCGGAGGAGAAGGCCCAUCAGCUGUCAGAGCGAACGGACAUGUCGCAGCUAAGUAAGAAUCUGGGUGAUUCCAGUCCCCCGGCGGAGGCUCCGAAGCCUCCGGUCUAUAGCCGCCCUACGGUUCUGAUGCGGGCCCCGCCCGCCUCCUCCCGGGCUCCGCCAGUCCCCUGGGAUCCACCUCCGAUUGAUUUGCAGGCUUCACUGGCCGCUUGGCAGGCACCUCAGCCUGCCUGGGAGGGCCCGCAGGGCCAGCCGCCUGCCCCAGUGGCUGCGAUGGCCCAGCCUCCGGCCCUAGGGGGCCCGAUGGUCCAGGCUCCCCCUCUGGGAGGCCCGAUGGGCAAGCCUCCGACUCCUGGGGUCCUGAUGAUCCAUCCUCCCCCUCCGGGAGCCCCGAUGGCCCGGCCUCCAACUCCCGGAGUCCUGAUGAUGCAUCCUUCGGCUCCCGGAGCCCCCAUGGCCCAUCCUCCCCCUCCGGGGACCCCAAUGGCCCAUCCUCCCCCUCCGGGGACCCCGAUGGCACAUCCUCCUCCUCCGGGGACCCCGAUGGCCCAUCCUCCCCCUCCGGGGACCCCGAUGGUGCAUCCUCCCCCUCCGGGGACACCGAUGGCUCAUCCUCCCCCUCCGGGGACACCGAUGGCUCAUCCUCCCCCUCCGGGGACACCGAUGGCCCAUCCUCCCCCUCCGGGGACACCGAUGGCCCAGCCUCCAGCUCCGGGAGUCCUGAUGGCCCAGCCUCUGACCCCAGGAGUCCUGAUGGUCCAGCCUCCAGCUCCAGGAGCCCCAAUGGCCCAGCCUCCACCCCCGGGAGCAUUGAUGGCCCAGCCUCCACCUCCGGGAGCCCCGCUGGCCAAGCCUCCAGGUCCUGGAGUCCUGAUGAUCCAUCCAUCGGGUUCGAGAGCUCCAAUCAAUCAACCUGCAGCUUCAGGAGCCCCGAUGGCGCAGCCGGCAGCACCACCUGCACAGCCCCUGGCUUCUUGGGCCCCACAGGCUCAGCCUCUGAUUCUGCAAAUCCAGUCGCAGGUUAUAAGGGCUCCUCCGCAGGUUCCCCAAGGCCCUCAGGCCCCACCAGCACAGCUGGCCACACCCCCGGGCUGGCAGGCCACCUCUCCGGGCUGGCAGGGCCCUCCACAGGGCUGGCAGUCCUCACCCUUGGCGUGGCAGGCCACACAGGUGACCUGGCAGGCUCCGACGAUUGCCUGGCAGGCGCAGCCACACGUGCGCCAGGGUCCACCACCCAUCCGCCCAGGCCCGCCGCCCAUCCGACCGGGCCCCCCGCCGGUGCGCCAGGCGCCACCCCCGAUCCGCCAGGCACCGCCGCUGAUCCGUCAGGCACCGCCGCCUAUCCGGCCUGCCCCCCAGGUUCUGACCACUCCACCUCCACUCUGGCAGGCCCUACCGCCCCCACCGCCUCUGCGGCAGGCACCACAGGCUCGGCUGCCCACCCCGCAGGUGCGGGCGGCCCCCCAGAUGCGGGCGGCCCCCCAGGUGCGGGCGGCACCCCAGAUGCGGGCGGCCCCCCAGGUGCGGGUGACCCCACAGGUGCCCACGGUCCUUCCAGCAGCGCAGGUGCCCGCGGCGCCUCCCGCUGGUCCGCAGGUGCCCCAGGCUGCGCUGCCGGCCUCUCUGUCUGCGCCACAGGCUGUGCACUGCCCACCUAUCAUCUGGCAGGCCCCCAAGGGCCAAGCCCCUGUGCCACACGAGCUGCCGACGUCGAUGGAGUUCCAGGAGGUGCAGCAGGCCCAGGCGCUGGCCUGGCAGGCUCCGAAGGCGCCCGGGCACUUCUGGCAGCCGCUGCCUGCUCAGGAGGCCCAGAGGCAGGGCCCACCACUGGUUCAGCUGGAGCAGCCCUUUCAGGGGGUCCCGGCCUCCCAAAAGGCCCUGCAAAUCCAGCUACCCACCCAGCAGGCCCAGCCCUCGGGCCCGCAAGCAGAGCUGCCCACCUUGCAACUCCAGCCCUCCUGGCAGGGCCCCCCUGCAGCCUUGCAGGGCCAGCCCGGAGCCCCCUUAGCGGUGGCAAAUUUUCCCGUGGGCUCUGCUAAAUCACUGAUGACUCCCUCAGGAGAAUCCAGGGCCUCCUCCAUAGACCGUAGGACCUCGUCGAAGGAGCGCCGGACCUCGUCGAAGGAGCGCAGGGCCCCUUCCAAGGACCGCAUGAUCUUCGCCGCCACUUUCUGUGCCCCCAAGGCGGUGUCAGCUCCCCGAGCACACCUGCCGCCUGCCUGGAGAAGCCUGCCUGCCACACCGGAGACCUUCACUGCCACCUCCAGGGUCUUCCCAGCUACCUCCCAGUUCCAGCCUGCCUCUUCCAAUGCCUUCAGGGGCCCCUCUGCCUCCUCAGACACCCCGAAGUCACUGCCACUCGCUCUGCAGGAUCCCUUUUCCUGUGUGGAGGCCCUGCCUGCAGUCCCCUGGGUUUCACAGCCCAAUGUGAAUGCCUCGAAGGUGUCCAAGGCAGCGCCCACCAUCCUGAUGGCUUCGGCAGCUGCCCCCCAGGCCAUGGCCACCACUCACGAGGCCUCGAAGACCUCCGAUGACCCUCCGCGGCGCUCAGGCAAAGCCACCCGGAAGAAGAAGCACCUGAACACCGAAGAGGACCGCAGGGGCCAAGUGCUGGCCCUGCGUGACUGGCAGGCGCCCAGGCCCUGGGAAAAUCUGAACUUGAAUGACUGGGAGGUUCCAACCCCCAUGCAGGUCCUGGGUGAGUGGGAGGGCCCAAACCCCUUCCGCAGCCUGAGUGGCUGGGAGGGCCCCAGUACCUCCAGAAUCCUGAGUGGCUGGGAGGGCCCCAGCACCUCCUGGGCCCUGAGUGCCUGGGAGGGUCCCAGCACCUCCAGGGCCCUGGGUCUCUGGGAAAGCCCAGGUAGCCCUCAGCCUUUGCUCAUCUCUGAGAUCCCCAGUCUCUCUCAGGGAUUCGGUACCACCCAGGAUGAGGCCAAAUUGGAGACUCAGCCUCUGUCUCCCUUGGAUGAGAGAGCAAAUGCAUUGGUGCAGUUCCUUCUGGUUAAGGACCGAGCCAAGGUGCCCAUCAAGCGCUCGGAGAUGGUGAAGUUCAUCAUCCGUGAAUAUAAAGAUGAGUGUCUAGACAUCAUCAACCGUGCCAACAAUAAGCUGGAGUGUGUCUUUGGGUACCAAUUGAAGGAAAUUGAUCCCAAAAACCACUCUUACAUUAUCAUCAACAAGCUGGGGCGUCCUAAGGGUGAACCGGUGGCAUCCUACUUAGACACGCCCAAGUUGGGCCUCCUGAUGGUGGUCCUGAGUCUCAUCUUUAUGAAAGGCAACUGCGUCCGGGAGGACGUGAUCUUUAGCUUCCUGUACAAGCUGGGGGUGGAUGUCCGGGAGACCCACGGUCUCUUCGGUGACACAAAGAAGCUCAUCACCGAAGUGUUUGUGAGGCAGAAAUACCUAGAGUACAGGCGAGUCCCCAAUACUGAGCCUCCACAAUACGAGUUCCUGUGGGGCCCCCGGGCAUUCCUCGAAACCAGCAAGAUGCUUGUCCUGAGGUUUCUGGCCAAGCUCCAUAAGCGAGAUCCCCGGUGCUGGCCGUUCCAGUACUUUGAGGCGCUGGCAGAGUGUGAGUCUGAAGAUUUAGAUGAGGACGAGCCCGGAUCCGAUGACAAAGCCGGUGGCCCCACCAGCAGGUCCCCUCCCCGCUAAUGAGGUUUAACAGAUAUCUCGUUCCUUUGUGUCUCCGGCCAAAGGCCACUGACAGGGUGGGGGGGGAGGGACGUUUCGUUUCUGGUGUUUACGUUCCAGUUCCAUGUGUAAAUCUGGAUUUCAAGUUGGUUUUGUAUCUGCCAAAGCUUUGUACAUUUUCAUGUGGUGUUGAUUUCAACUGGCUACUGUUCUAUUUGGUAUUUUGGCAUUUGUAUCUUUAAGUGAGAUCUGUGAUUCUCUGUUUUGUGUUAUAAUUGUUAUGUUUUGGUAUCAGAGUUGUGCUAACUUUGUGAAAUGAAUUGAGAAGCUAUCCAUCUCAUUCUGGUGCAGAUUACGUAGCACUGAAAUAGGCAGUUCUUUGAACGUUAAAAUGACUCACCAGUAAAGCUGUCUGCAGAGGAAUAAAUAUCUAUAUCUAUAUAUAUAAAUAUACUU